AUGAACAUACAACCCAUUCCAUACCAGCCACUCAAAUCCGACGCGAUUCGUCUCCUCCACGUCCAUCCCGGUACAUCCAAUUCAAUUAGCGUUGAUAUUCACACUGUCGAGACCUCCGCAAACCAAACCUUCUGGGCGUUAUCCUACGUCUGGGGCGCUCGAGAAAACCCCGCCGUAAUUCUCCUCAAUGGACAACCGUUCAGCAUCACGAGGAAUUUGUACAAUGCUCUGAUUGAGUACAGGCGUCACACGUUCGAGAAUGGUACUGAAGAAAAGGCAUUGAUAUGGGUCGAUGCUAUUUGCAUCAAUCAGAAUGAUAAUGUUGAGAAAUCUGUCCAGGUUCCCCGCAUGUCGGAUAUCUACGGGAAAUGUCAGCACGUCUUGGCUUGGCUGGGCCCCGUUGAGAAUAAGGAUGAAGACACGAUAUCCAAGUUGUCUGAGAAAUUGAAGGACUUCAAGUCACCGGGUGGUGAAGAUCUUGAAGAAGAUGAGCGAAUCAAGGCAUUUAUGAAGCUUGGAAAAGCAGAUCAAGAAACUGCAGCAGAAGUCGAGCUGGUUCGCAAAGCGCUGAAAAGCAUCGGUCAUCGUCCUUGGUUCCGACGCAUCUGGAUCCUUCAAGAAGCCGUCCUAGCCCAAAAGUCGCCCAUUUUACUCUGUGGACAGUAUGAGCUUGGAUAUGAUAUCUUCUUCAAAACUUGGGUUCUAAUGCUGAAUCCCUCUGAGGAUGGGCAACUUCUUUACUCGUUCAUGGCGAAGAAUCCUGUCAGGUUCAAAGCAAUUGAGGUCACGUACAAAAAGAUAUUGCGAGAAAGAGGUGCAAACGGCCAAGGUGAAAUUAGCCAGAAAAAACAGUCCGCACUUGACAUCUUCAAGCUACUGAGCGAAGCGACUGAACUCGAAGCUACCGUUGCACACGACCGUCUGUACGCCCUGAUUGGCCUCUUGGCUUGCGAUGCUCUACCAAAGGCUAUACAGCCCGACUAUACCAAGCCUCUAGAGAACUUGUGCCACGACCUCACUGUCUUUAUCCUCAAGCAAACGAACGACAUCCGAGCUUUGAACUUGGGUACAGUGGGCAGUUUCACGGGUGUGCCUUCUUGGACUCCAGAUAUUCGCAAUAGUUGGACGGCAAGGUCUAAUCUUGGGAACAAUCUUGGCGGACAUUUUCACUUAUCACCAGAUGGAUAUACUCUUACACUGCCGGCUAUUAUCCUUGGUCAGUGUGUUUCUGUCAGCAGCACCGUCAAGCCGGACCCCGAAACUGGUAUCAUGCCGCCUUCAGCCUUUUUAAAAUAUGAUCAGGACAUCAUCAGCCCUGUCGCAGCGAUAAGACAGGUGACGCGCAUGGAGGUUAUGAUUGAGUGGCUCAAACACCAUUUUGCAGACAUAUAUACUGAGGAGCGGUUAGUCCAGGAUCCCUCUAUCUUGCAGAGGAUUAUGCUUGCGUAUACAUGCAUGGUGCACGACCAACCGAUUUCAGCGCUUGGUACAAGAUAUGGCAGUAAGCAACAACUUCAUGGGGCAUUUGGAAUGGUUACAGAUCCUAUUAUUCAACAUAACCUCAUUGGGUGCAGUAGUUUUGUUCUGCAGGAUGGAACAGGAGGGAGUCUUCUUCACGACGGGAGUGUUGCGGCUGUUGGAGAUGCGAUCUGUGUGUUUCAAGGUCUUUCCGUCCCGCUUUUAAUAAGAUCGGAUCAUGGGAAUAAUUGCAGGGUCAUUGGACAGGUUUCGAAGUGGGAGAACACUGGAUCGAGUUUACCUGCAGAGGUCCUUGAGAGCUAUCGGUGCUCAUUCGAGGGAUAUCAUCUGGGCAAGCAGACGGAGCAUGCUGUUAGAAUGAUGCAUUUACAUUAG
Fusarium coffeatum is the source of this 1854-nucleotide messenger RNA. RefSeq lists its product as uncharacterized. Lineage: Eukaryota; Fungi; Ascomycota; Sordariomycetes; Hypocreales; Nectriaceae. The coding region runs from base 1 to 1854 and encodes 617 amino acids. The transcript has a single exon. The record is from RefSeq and is a predicted model, not a curated record.